AUGUCGCGACGUUCGGUCGGCAGUGCAACGGAACAGAAAGAUCACGUGUUGAUCGAUGAACAUCCUGACAACCGAGAAGAAAUCUCUGGCGCCUCACAGAAAUGUGGUUUUACCAGAAUAGGAGAAGGGAAGCGAUUAUUCUUUAUAGAGUGCAUUUGUGGAGAAAAAGCUUACAUGCCUGGAAACUUUCCUGCAAACAAAGAAAUAAUUCUGAAAUAUAAUUUGAAAAACUACUUUCUAGUCUUCCAAACUACCAGUGACUCUGAUUCAGGACCCGAUGAUAGAAAUCCUCCUCCCAAAAGAGUGAAGACUGAUAAGGUAUCAAAAUCAAAACAAGAAAGUGAGGACUCUAUGUUUCAGCUUUCCAAGAUGCGGUUUGUCAGUGUUAGGGAAUUUCGAGGAAAGGUUAUGGUGGACAUCAGAGAGUAUUAUGAAUCAGAUGGAGACUUGAAACCUGGUAAAAAAGGUAUCUGUCUUAAUCUCGACCAGUGGAAGGCUCUGAAGUCACAUAUUGAUAACAUUGAUGAAGCCGUCAAGCAGUUUUAGGCUUUUUCAAUAGAUUUGGUAAACUACCUUUCUCUGAUGAAAGGGAAUUGGUUUGUUUUUUGUUCUUAUAAGUAUAGACUAAGAAUGUCCAACAUCACACAAUUUGAGGAAUUGUGGUUGAUGUUUAUAUCAUCAUUGUGUUUUGUAAAUUAAUACAAUAAUGUUAUGUGAUUCUUCUGUUUUGUCUUUCAUAAGCUCUUAAGUGUUGUUUUUACCAAUUGUAUUGCAUGUCAUUCGUCUUAUGAUUGUAGUUACUUAGACUAGUUUUAUGUACUAGUUUGCAUGAUAUUUGUGGUAUUUACUCAUCGAUUCAUCUAACUCUUUGCCUACGUAUAUUAAGCUACUUUUCAACUAAUAUUUUAUCUGGUCUAGAUAAACAAGUUUGUCCUUAAUUUAAAUUUUUGAGCAAUGAAAUUGUUUAUACUACAGUAAGCUUGUAAUAUAAAUAAAACCACUGGUAAAUAAUAUUGGCUAUGUGACAUAAAUUAUGUUCUUUCAGAUUUUUACAGAAUGAAGAAAUUUUAACAAAUCAUAUACAAGAGAUAGUGUAAUACUAAACAAUAAAUUUAGUUAUGACAUUUUUUUAAAUUUUGAAGCUAAUUUUGGAGAAUAUUCUAAGUAAUGUUUCAGACUAUUAUAAGGUAAAUAUUUAUGGAUGAAAUUUUUUCUUUUUCUGAGUUUUUUUGUGAACUUCCUCACUUGAUAUUAUGGAAAUGGAUAAGAAAACUACAAUCAUUUAGAAUCUGUAUUCUCUUUUUCUUUUCUUUCCUCUUUAAGAGUUUUUUUUGUAAACUUCACAUGAUGUUAUAAAAAUGGAUAAAGAAAAUGUUGUCAUUUCAAAUCUGAUUUUCAUUUCUUUAUUGAGAGUUUAUUGUGAGCUUUCCUCGCGUGAUAUUACAAACAUGGAUAUAAAACCUUUAGUCACUUCGAUUCUGAAUUCUCGUAUCAUUAUAAAUGUUAAUUCAUUAUAGAUGCGUACAUUAGAAGGGUAAUAAGGUAAUUAAUGUCUACCUCAUUAUACACCUUAGUUGAAAAAAUUUGACCUCGGACAUCCAAGUUAAAAACAGAUAGGUUGAGAAUGCUUUUUGUUGUUAUUGGAUCUAAAAAUAAUAAAUUAAAAUAACUUUGAAGUGUUUGAUAUUACUUCUGACUAGUUUUCUUUAGUGGUUGCAAAAGUGCUUUCAUUGUAUAAAAGGAUGCAUGAAAUGUGUUUCUAGAAAAGCCUGAAUCUGCAUGCUGUAAGUGGUUGUACAUGUCUAUGUGCUUCUGAACAUUAAGUGCCAUAAGGUUGAAAUACUAUUCAUUUAAAUACAAACUGUGGAUACUUAUGCAUGUUUUUGAACACCUUAACAAAUAAAAUAUGAAGAAAUUACAACAGUGUUAAAUCAACUCUAGUCUGAUUUGAUGCAAGUCACCCUUCUUUAAAAUGUAUCUUACCAAUACCUGUUUUCCUGGCUGAAUCUUUAAUAUUUUCAAUUCUUUAAACUGUGAUGUAUCUUACCAAUACCUGUUUUUUUUGUUUUUUGGCUGAAUCUUUAAAAUGUGAUGUAUCUUACAAAUGCCCGUUUUCCUGGCUGAAUCUUUAUUAUUUUCAAUUCUUUAAACUGUGAUGUAUCUUACCAAUACCUGUUUUGUUUUGUUUUUGGCUGAAUCUUUAAAAUGUGAUGUAUCUUACAAAUACCCAUUUUCCUGGCUGAAUCUUUAUUAUUUUCAAAUCAAUUAAAUUAUACUUGGACAUUUAUUAUCUACGUUAGGUUAUACAUUAGAGGAAUAUUACUGGUAUAUACUGUGUAACAUGCUAAAUCUUGGUGGAUUUUUUUUUAUAACAUGAUUUAUACAGCACAGUAAUUAAUGUGUGAAUUGUAUGACAUCAUAGCUGAAUAAUUGUGAAUUUUAUUAUGUAAUCAAUGAAGAAUUAUGGCUUGUAUGACAUAACAGCAUGUAUUACAAAUUAAAUAAAUAAUUGGGGCUGUUUAUUACAAACAAUAA
This is a messenger RNA of Limulus polyphemus (Atlantic horseshoe crab), 2535 nucleotides long. RefSeq names its product activated RNA polymerase II transcriptional coactivator p15-like. Bases 1 to 546 code for a protein of 181 amino acids. Gene Ontology annotation, biological process: positive regulation of transcription initiation by RNA polymerase II. The record is from RefSeq and is a predicted model, not a curated record. The transcript has 5 exons. Gene Ontology annotation, cellular component: transcription regulator complex; nucleus. NCBI's taxonomy places the organism in Eukaryota, Metazoa, Arthropoda, Merostomata, Xiphosura, Limulidae. Gene Ontology annotation, molecular function: transcription coactivator activity; DNA binding.